This is a messenger RNA of Scylla paramamosain (green mud crab), 965 nucleotides long. RefSeq lists its product as uncharacterized. The record is from RefSeq and is a predicted model, not a curated record. The transcript is spliced from 5 exons. Lineage: Eukaryota; Metazoa; Arthropoda; Malacostraca; Decapoda; Portunidae. Bases 210 to 512 code for a protein of 100 amino acids.
AGGUCAUACAGCGCGCGCGAGCCACGCGUGGGCAGUGUAACUCGUGUCGUCACCAUGCAUCCUGUGAAACUUUCCUUUGAUGAGACUCGGCUGAUUGACUCAAGGAGGCCGCUGCAGAUCAUAUUAUAUGGCCAAGGUCAUGAAGGGUGCGGAAGGCAGGAGAGCUUCGGACGGGACAGCCAGAGUGCGUACUAGGCGAGAGACGUUGCAUGGUGGCAGUCGUGCAGGAGGUCUCACCUGUUCAAGUGUGUCGCUUGAAUUCUUCUCGGGAUAGAAAGACCGCAUUUUGUCAGCACUGUCUGAAGGUCAAGUCGUGUGUCGACCGGCAGGAUGGUGGGGCGGAGAGCUUUCCUUCGUUGCUGCAGGGUGUUGCUGCUGCUACUGGUCUGCUGCACGCCCAACAUCGGUGCAUGGUUAUACAGCGAAGACCAUGGAGAAGGUGGGACGGACAAGUACCUCGCGAAGAGGCCAAGCGUGGCCACCCUGAGCAGCAGUCCGUCAAAGGCAGCUGAGGAACUCGCUAUCCCGCCCAUUCUGUAUGGCCGCAGACUACGCCGUCCCUUCUCAAAGCCAUGGUGGAGAUACAUAUAAUAUUUCACAGGUUGUGAGGAGUUACUGCGACCUUCAAUAAAGCAUCGAGGCAUGGAGGAUGUACUGUGCACAGCUUGCUUCAGGUAUUUGACAGACAUCCUUCAGGAAGGGAGAGCAUUUGGCGCUUCACUCGCGGUCAACAGGUGAUAAAAAAAGCUUACUGUACUCUGCUAUCUGUCUUAUCUUUUGUUAACCUUCACCACACAGUUCGUGGAGGGCGCUUUAUUAUUGUGCUUAAUGGAGGUCACUCGUCCCGCUGGCCAGUACAGAUCUUUAGUGAAAACAUACACACGACUUCCCGUUUUGUUAAUUUUGACAAUAUAUCCUCGGUUUGAAAAAAAAAAAAAAAAAAACAAUAAAACCACGUGUGUUUA